Molecule: messenger RNA, 644 nt
Organism: Dentiscutata heterogama
Lineage: Eukaryota; Fungi; Glomeromycota; Glomeromycetes; Diversisporales; Gigasporaceae
Source: the annotation of a GenBank genome assembly
UAUCUUCAGCUUCAACUCUAUGUACUAAUAUAACUCAAAGUGUAUCACAUGUUGCUUUCGGUAAUUAUUUAUCCUUCUCGGCCGGUUUAUUUCUUACUUGCUUUUCAAAACCUUCAGCCGAUGAUAAAAGCUUCUUUGCUAAAGUCAAAAGAUUUUUUUCCGAUGAAGAUUCAGUGGCUUUUGUGGAUGAUGUGAUUGAAAGAUUACCUUAUAUACUUGUUAUUUCACUGAUUUCAGUUUAUAUUAUCCAAUUAAUUGUUCAGACAUAUUUCAAAGACCAUGUUCCAUCUACUGGAUACAUUCUUUGGUUUCAAUGGAUUAGCCUGCUUUCACCUUUAUUAACUAUACCAAUACAUAUUAUUCUUUCAUAUAUUUCUUCGGAAGAUGAUGAACAUGCAGCAACAUAUUCAUUAAUAUAUCCUGUAUUAUUUCAAAUAUAUUUACAUGUAGGAUACAUAAGUUUUUACCUAUAUUGUGAUGAAGGUUAUUUAUCAUCGGGUUUGUUAUUUUUAAGUGGAUUCGUUUUGAAUAAUGUUAUCCGUAUGGCGUAUGAAUGGGUAUUUCCAAGCAGUGUUUGGAAAGUGGUUAAGGUUCCUAGGUUUGGAAAAAAAGAAAAAGAAAGUGAUACUGUACCAAUGAUUUAA